Salarias fasciatus (jewelled blenny) is the source of this 2699-nucleotide messenger RNA. RefSeq lists its product as uncharacterized. The record is from RefSeq and is a predicted model, not a curated record. The coding region runs from base 9 to 1232 and encodes 407 amino acids. NCBI's taxonomy places the organism in Eukaryota, Metazoa, Chordata, Actinopteri, Blenniiformes, Blenniidae. Gene Ontology annotation, biological process: response to bacterium. The transcript is spliced from 8 exons.
CUCAGAAAAUGUUUGUCAUAUUUGGUUUUCUGUUGAUGAUCGCAGUGGGCUGUUGUAUAAACGAUCAGAACUUUGAGAUAAAAUCUGUUGUUCCUCAACAAAAUGUGACUUUGACGUGUCCUCGUACAUUUACUUACAAAGAAAACAUGUAUUGGAUCAGAAUCAUUUCUGGUCACCAUCCUGAAUUCUUGGGAAAAACAAUUGGCUUUGAUUCAAGUGAAGUUCAUCAAACUUCUCGUUUUACAACCAAACAAGGACCUGGAACUUUUGUUCUGCACAUUAAUCAAACUCAGAUGACUGACACUGGACUUUACUACUGCAUCCAGACCAGCUGGACCAACUUGACAUUUUUGAGAAGAGUGUUUCUCAAAGUUCAAGACUCCACAGAUGAUCAGACAUUUGAGACAAAGUCUGUUGCUGCUCAACAACAUGCGACCCUGGAAUGUCCUCGAGAGAAACUUCUGAAUUCUGACAAGCUGUACUGGAUCAGAAUCAUUUCUGGUCACCAGCCUGAACUCUUGGGAAGAACAACGGUCCUUGAUGAUGAACGAGUUCAUAAAACUCCUCAUUUUACAACCAAACAAGAAAAUGAAAUUUUUAUUCUGCACAUUCACCAAACUCAGAUCAAUGACACUGGACUUUACUACUGCAUACGGACCAGCUGGGACAGCAUAACCUUUUUGAGAGGAGUGUUUCUCAAUGUUGAAGGACCCCAAUCUUCCAUCUCUGGCAUCAUUCAAGCUCCUCCGUCUGCUGCGGUCCAUCCAGGAGAGUCGGUGUCUCUGCAGUGUUCGGUCCUCUCUGACUCUGAGAAGAAAACAUGUUCAGAAGAUUACAGAGUUCACUGGUUCAGAGCAGGAUCACAUCAAUCUCACCCCAGUUUCAUUUAUACUCAUGGAAACAAUGCAGGGUGUGGAAAGUCUUCACAGAAAUGUUUCUAUAGCUUCUCUAAGAAGGUCAAUGUCUCUGAUGCUGGUACUUAUUACUGUGCUGUGGCUGCAUGUGGAGAGGUCAUGUUUGGAAAUGGAGCAAAACUGGACAUUAAAUAUGGAGCAAAACUGGACAGAGAAGCCAACACAGCCCUUUACAGUCUUGGUGCAGCUUUUGUUGCAACUAUGAUUGUUUCAGUCUGUCUCAUUUGGACGAAUGAGAAAAAGGAUUGUAACGACAUGAAGACAGUUGUCAUGUACAGCAGAAUGUCUAAAACUGCGAGCAAAACCAGACAGCAGUGAUCAGCAGACAGAUGAAGCUUCAUUGAUCUAUUCUGCACCAACCUUCAGCAGGAAGAAAAGUUACCAAAGCGGAAAGAGGAAACACACCGUCAGAUCAGAAAGAGACGAUCGACACUGAUUUGCUUUUUCACCAAUGAGUAACAAAAAAAAUCAGAUUCUUGUUAUCAUGAUAGUUUUGAUGCUAUGUCUAAAAACAGAAAAAGAAAGAAGGAAUUGCUCUGGAAUAUGAAAACAUUGUCCCACUUAUUGUGAAGUACAGUGUCUUAUUACCUCUGCGUUAUGUAAUCAUUCAAUUGUAUUUUCUUUAUUGAUGUUCGUGACAGUGUCUUCCAUGUAAUCUGACCAUUUUUUAAAAUCUGAAACAAGGUUUUUUUUGUUGAACAACAGCUUCUGCUGGAUGAAACAUUUCAAUUCACUUUAAACAAAUGCACACCUACAAUUUACGUUUGUCAUGUUUUAGACUUUGUUUUCAAGUACAAUCAUUUUUGUACUAUGUACUUAUUUAAAAGCACAGCCACAACAAAGUUGGACCUUAGUAUUACUCAGUUUCAGUCACAAACAACAAUGUGAAGAAAAGAACACAUAUAGCAACUUCCUGAAAUGAAACAAAUUAACACACAAUUUUUAUCCAACUCAAGAUUCAAAAGUAAAACUCAUCAUAUAAGCUGUUUUUACUGGAGAUCGUCCUGAGUGAAAACUAAACUGAGACAUUGUCACAGAGAUGUUUGUCGGAGUCAUUGAAAUGGUCUCUUAACGUAUUGUGAGAAUAAAAAAACCCAUCAAAGAUCCAUCGGUUCCAUUGUGUGUCCCACGGAAACCCUGUUGUGUGUGUUGUUGUUUGAAGACCUAAAAUCUUUUGAGAUCUCAGUGACUUGUUCAAACAGCUCUGUAACAGUGACACCUGUGAAUUUGAAGUGACACAUCAACAACACGUCAUUAGGAAAACUAACCUGUCUCACGAUGGUCUAAACCAGGCGGGCCCACCUCCAGUCCUCAGUGGGCCGCCUUCCUGCAUGUUUUAGUUCUCUCCCUGCAGCAGAACACCUUCACCUCAUCUUGAAGUCAUCCUCAAACUUGUAGAAAAACCCACUGACAAGUCCCUCAUUGCAAUCACUUGUGCUGCAGCUGGGAGAAAGCUAAAACAUGCAGGACAUCAGCCCUUCAGGACCAAGUUCGGACUCCCCUGGUCUAAACUGUCAUGGAAAAAUGCUUUGUCUUCAAGUUUUCAGGAACACAGUGUGAAGGACGCUCUGUUUUGUCUGAAGUCACUUGGUCUCGGGACUGUUCCCCUGAGAACCAACAUGAGAAACAACGUCUGCAAUUCUCGUGAGAUUUGUCUAUAUGACCUGGCAUGGCCGGAAGUCAUGCCAUAGUCGGGCUGGAUUCUCCCAGGAACAACAGCCUUGCUCUCAAUCAGCUGAUUUGUGUGUGCUUCCUCUGCAAUCCUCAAUAAAUCAUCCUUGUGCA